AUGGUUCAGAUGUACGGGCUUGUUUUGAUACCAAAUGAUGCCGUCGCCGCCGUUGGAGCAUCCGUCGCCGGAGAUCAACCUCAUUUCACUUCGCCGUUGUCAGCACGUUGUGAAGAGAUCGGAGUCUGCGACGAAGGCUUCGAUCUGAAAUUCCUCCGAUUAGUGUUGUUUCUCCAACGAUUUGGUGUGGCCGAUGGUUUACGAGGUAGAUGUGCUAUGAACAAUUCUCCGACGAUUUGCUGCGAACAUCACUGCUUGCGGCUCUGCUUGAUUUUUUCCAUGGUUUUGAUUGUUGAUGGAUUUGACGGGUGGUGGUGUGUGCGCCUGUGCGGUGGUGUUGCUGAUGGUAUUGUUAGUGGCUUUGGUGGUGGUGGUGGCCCUGACAUUAGCUGUGUACGAUGGUGGUGGUGGUUGUUGGCAGUGGUGAUUUUGGGUGGAAACGGUGGUGAGAUUGUGCAUAGGUAUUGUUAUUGUAUUUGGUGGUGGCGGUUAUUGUGGUUUUUGACGGCGGUGGAGGUGGUGGUUGAUGGUUGGAGAGCUGGUAAACCUGGUAGUGGCGAUGGUGAUCAUAGUGAUGGAGUGAGAGUGGUGGUGACAGUAGAGGUGGUGGUGGUUACAAGCAAUGAGACCAGCAUUGUUGCACGAUGUAGGAGAACAUAUGCCCAUGCGCAUGACUACCAUAUCAAUUCUAUUUCAACUAACAGUGAUGGUGAAACAUUUAUAUCUGCUGAUGAUCUGCGAAUAAAUCUUUGGAACUUGGAAGUAAGCAAUCAAAGUUUCAACAUCAUUGAUGUGAAGCCAGCAAAUAUGGAAGAUUUAACUGAGGUGAUAACAUCAGCAGAGUUUCAUCCUACUCACUGUAACAUGUUAGCAUAUAGUAGUUCAAAAGGAUCAGUUCGUCUCGUUGAUUUGCGCCAAUCAGCCUUAUGUGAUUCACAUUCUAAACUCUUUGAGGAACAGGAGGCACCUGGUUCAAGGUCAUUUUUCACUGAAAUAAUAGCUUCAAUUUCUGAUAUUAAGUUUGCAAGGGAUGGAAGAUAUAUACUGAGUCGUGAUUACAUGACCCUCAAGUUGUGGGAUAUUAAUAUGGAUUCUGGACCUGUGUCGACCUUCCAGGUUCAUGAAUAUUUAAGACCAAAGCUGUGUGAUUUGUAUGAAAAUGAUUCCAUUUUUGAUAAAUUUGAAUGUUGCCUGAGUGGUGAUGGUCUUCGAGUAGCGACUGGUUCUUACAGCAAUCUUUUCCGCGUAUUUGGAUGUGCAGCAAGCAGUACUGAAGCAACUACUCUGGAAGCUAGCAAAAAUCCAAUGAGAAGACAAGUCCAGACCCCUCCAAGGACAACUUCCAGAUCCUUGAGCAGUAGUAUUUCUCGUGUUGUGAAGCGAGGUUCUGAAAGCCCAGGUGUUGAUGCCAAUGGGAAUUCAUUUGAUUUCACUACCAAGCUACUCCACUUGGCAUGGCACCCAACUGAAAACUCAGUUGCCUGUGCUGCUGCAAAUAGCUUGUACAUGUAUUAUGCAUAAGAGGUCAUUACUGGAGCUAGAUCACAAUUUUUGGUUGCCAUUCAAGAAUGCCUCUAUCCUCAGCAAACCGAGGCUCAACUAUUUCACAGUCAAGUGUCUCAUAAAUCUGUAGAAAUUGCAGUCAUGGUAUUCACAACAGAGCUACCUGUUGAUGCUUCCUUCCGUCCCUUCUUUGCUAUCUCUGCUUCCCCUUAAAUUUCUUUUAUUUUUUACGUCUCCCCUUGAAAGGGGAGAUGUGGUUCUGUUCUUACAUGUUGGGUUGAAGUCAGGAAAGAAUGUGAUUGUAGCUCUCCUACAAACAAGAACUAUAGGAUGUCCUAUUUUAUCCUAGUUUUAAGGUAAAUGUAGUUUUACUUGAAACCUUCCCGCAAAGGGGCUACUGCUAAACUUGCAGGGCGUUAAGUUUUAUUCCGUUUUUCUUUGGUAGCGUAGUACUUAUUCUCAUUGUACAAUACCUGCUUUUAAUAUAGGUUGCUGUUAAUUGUUUAUUUUCGUUAA
Messenger RNA from Olea europaea var. sylvestris, 2019 nucleotides. RefSeq names its product serine/threonine protein phosphatase 2A 55 kDa regulatory subunit B beta isoform-like. The transcript has 13 exons. The coding region runs from base 1 to 1521 and encodes 506 amino acids. NCBI's taxonomy places the organism in Eukaryota, Viridiplantae, Streptophyta, Magnoliopsida, Lamiales, Oleaceae. Gene Ontology annotation, biological process: peptidyl-serine dephosphorylation. The record is from RefSeq and is a predicted model, not a curated record. Gene Ontology annotation, molecular function: protein binding; protein phosphatase regulator activity. Gene Ontology annotation, cellular component: protein phosphatase type 2A complex; cytosol.